AUGGUCAGCUCCUGUUGUGGCUCUGUCUGCUCUGAGGAAGGCUGUGGCCAAGGCUGCUGCCAGCCUAGCUGCUGCCAGACCACCUGUUGCCAGACCACCUGUUGCAAGCCCACUUGUUGCCACCCCAGCUGUUGUGUGUCCAACUGCUGCAGACCCCAAUGCUGCCAGUCAGUAUGCUGCCAGCCCACCUGCUGCCGCCCCAGCUGCUGCAUCUCCAGCUGCUGUCGCCCCAGCUGCUGCAGGCCCAGCUGUUGUGUGUCCAGCUGCUGCAGGCCCAGCUGUUGUGUGUCCAGCUGCUGCAGGCCCAGCUGUUGUGUGUCCAGCUGCUGCAGGCCCAGCUGCUGUGUGUCUAGCUGCUGCAGGCCCAGCUGCUGUGUGUCUAGCUGUUGCAGGCCCAGCUGCUGCAGGCCCAGUUGCUGUUUGUCUAGCUGCUGCAGGCCCUGUUGCUGUGUGUCUAGCUGUUGCAGGCCCAGCUGCUGCAUUUCUAGCUGCUGCCGUCCCUCCUGUUGUGUGUCCAGCUGCUGCCAGAGCACCUGUUGUCGCCCAGGUUGCUCUAGUUGUUCUUGUUGCUAA
Molecule: messenger RNA, 573 nt
Organism: Rattus rattus (black rat)
Lineage: Eukaryota; Metazoa; Chordata; Mammalia; Rodentia; Muridae
Product: keratin-associated protein 4-3-like
Exons: 1
Coding region: 1-573 (190 amino acids)
Cellular component (GO): keratin filament
Source: RefSeq, a predicted model, not a curated record